Cuscuta campestris is the source of this 1701-nucleotide messenger RNA. The record is from the annotation of a GenBank genome assembly. NCBI's taxonomy places the organism in Eukaryota, Viridiplantae, Streptophyta, Magnoliopsida, Solanales, Convolvulaceae.
CAUACAUAUGUAUCUCUCUCCCUCUCACAUAUAUAUACACACCCAAAACCUCAUUUAUGUUGAAAAAAACAUAUAGCCCAGAAAUGGUGAAGCUAAAUAGUAGUAGGUAGAGUGGCACUUAUGUUCACACUCCCAUAGUCUAAUAACAACACUACAAAUCAAGAAACCACAGAGGAAGAAGAAGAAGAAGAAGCAGAAGAAGAAAUAUGGCAGAAAGAGAAGAGUCCACAGAGACGAUGAUGAUGAAGAGAAACACGAACCCAAGAGCGGUGAUCGACACCUCGCCGCCGUUCGAGUCUGUCAGGGAAGCCGUGGACCGCUUCGGCGGAAGCGGCCCUUGGGUUCCCCACCACCUCCUCCGCCUCCCCCCUCUCAUUUCUCAGGACGAUCCCGCGGCGUUAAUGAACCUGGACAAAAUGGAAGAGGACGCGGUUCGAUUCGAGCGAGAUUUGAUGGUGAAGGAGAGAGAAGCGCUCGGCGUGUUGAAGGAAGUGGAAGCCGCAAAGCGAUACGUAGAGGGACUGAAGCUGAACUUGACUAUGGAAGAAGCUGCGUCGUCAUCCUCAGCUUCUCCCAUGUCAAACUCAGGGUUCAGCUCGCCAUCUUCUGGACGGUUGCCCGGUCUUCCGGAUCGGUCCCCGGGCACCGUCCUGAUGGAGCUGAACCAGGCGAAAGAGGACCUCGACAAGAUGUCGUCCGACCUUUCGGUCAUCCGAUCCUCGGUCGAGUCGCUCAAUAAAAAAGUGACGGACGGGAGGCAACAGCUCGGGAAGAGCAAAUGUAUGGAUAUAGUUGGUGAUGAUGAUGAUGGUGGUGGUGAUGAUGAGUGGGAUUUGAGCUUUGAAUCUGAACAAUUCAAGAAAAUGGCUGAAGCAUCAAGUUAUGAAGUUAUGAAGGCAGCCCUUGAGAUUGAACGAACUAAGGAAAGUAUGAGGAUGGCGGAGAUGAGGCUGGUUGCAGCGAAGAAGAUGGAGGAGGCGGCGAAAGCCGUGGAAGCCAUAGCCAUUGCCCAAAGGAAGGCUCUCUUGAGAAAGAAACACUUUUCUAUGGCCUCUCCAACUAAGGGCACAACUGUCCCAUAUGUUAAACCCCACAAGACCCUCACUCCAAAGGCUCAACAAGUUGAAGACCAUUGCAAGACCAAGUUCGUGGACUCGAACGUCGAGGUCGUCAAAGCCCUACAAAAACAAGGACAGGACAACAACAACAACAACAACAAUAGCAAGCACAAAGAAGAAGUGUUGGCAAGUGAAAGGAGACCAAAUGGCGUUGUAGCAGAGUUUAAGGAUCCAAUUGUCAAAGAACCGAAAACGCCCAAUCAAAAACCGGUUACGGUUUUCGGGUCAACCAUGUCGAUCGGGGACGUGUUGAACAAGCGGGCGAGCCCGACGGACGACGUUGCCCAGAGACAACACGUGUCGUUCAGCCAAAUGCUGCGGGGGCAGAGCGGGGCCGUGUUGGGCCCCGCCAAGUCCCCGAAAGGCGGGAGCGCGCAAAGGAAGAAGUUUGGGUUCAUACAAGUGCCACUUGCUAAGCAGAACAAGAAAAGAGGCCAGGCAAUGAACAGCCUGGUUUGAUUGCCCAUUGUUCAACUUAAGAAUAGUUUUUCUGCUAAUUUCAUAUUCAAGGGAUGUGUUUGGGAUGAUGUUCUCUACUUUGUGGUCUUGGCUAAAACUUAAAAAAUAAUUCACUUCUAUCAAU